Messenger RNA from Spinacia oleracea (spinach), 1366 nucleotides. RefSeq lists its product as uncharacterized. Bases 193 to 1014 code for a protein of 273 amino acids. The transcript is spliced from 4 exons. Lineage: Eukaryota; Viridiplantae; Streptophyta; Magnoliopsida; Caryophyllales; Amaranthaceae. The record is from RefSeq and is a predicted model, not a curated record.
CUUUUUCUCUGUCAAUAAUUUUUUUUUUUUUUUGGGGCAGAAUCCUGAAAAAGUAUAAGAAUUAUCCCAUCUUUGAUUCUCUCUUCUUCCCCCUCCUUAUUAGUUUCUUCCUUGGGGGAUUCCCUUUUUAUUUUUACCCCCCAUUUUUCUCUCUCCAUUUUUUUCUAAUUUGAAUCCUCCAUAGUUUUAGCAAUGACUUCACUCACCGCCUUUGUCGACGAACACCUUACUGCCGAUCUCAUCAAUAACAAUCAGGGGAAAAUGAAGGAGGAGGAGAGCGAAGAAGUUGAAAGGGGCGAAGUUAGUGCUGUGGUGAUUCAUGAUGGUGUAUGUGCCAUUUGUUUGGAUGAUAUUGAGCUUCAAGAAACUGCCCUUGUUAAAGGUUGCGAGCAUGUUUACUGUGUGAACUGCAUCCUGCAAUGGGCGACAUAUCAUGAGAAUCCUAAAUGCCCACAGUGCAAAAAUCCAUUUGAAUCUCUUAGUGUUCAUCGUUCACUCGAUGGAAACUUGCACGACUACAUGCUUGAAGAAAGUGUAUGCUUGCUUGUGAGAGCCUCAUGGUUUACACCUUUGGUUGUCGAACAUCAAGAUGACUUUUAUGACGAACUGGAGGAUAUUUUGUACUACCAAUACCAGUAUCAAUAUGAAUAUGAGCAUCUCAAUGAUGAAGAUAUUGAGGAUGAUUACUUUCACAACUCACCAAGCCUCCGCAUUGGCAACCGUAGGUGGGGCGAUAAUGGAUACGUAAGGGCGGGUCGCCUAGAGGCCCGACCGGUCCCUAGGUCAAACCCGCAAAACACCGGUGCUAGUUCAUCCCGUCAGAGGAAACAGAAAGAAGUGGUGGAGAAAGAUGUGGAUAAUGUCGGGUCUUCUUCUGAUUCGUCUAAGAAGAAAGAGGUUGGAAAAGAGCUGGUUGGGCGCCGUGCCAAGAGGGCACUGAAGCGCGAGGCUGCUGACAAGGCGGCUGCGGCGAAACAUCAACAGCAUUUGGUUAGGUUAGGUAGGAGUAUUUGAUGAUAUGGGGGUGGCAAUUCGGGUCAAUGGGUCAGUUUCGGGUCUACGGGUCAGGUUUGGCACCCCUUGUACAGUAUCUUUCGUCUCUUAAUUUCCGCGUUGUAAAAAUAACGGCACCAUAGCUGACUGACUGGUUCUGUUUUAGUUUAAGAAUUGUAUACUCUGCUAAGUAGUAGAUAACCUUAGUUAUCAUCAUCAUAACCCAUUUAUUUCUGGGUUGGAACUUCUUCAAGAAAGCUAUUGCAACAACCUUUGAACUUGGUUCUUGUGAAUUCUUUUGAUUUGUUCAUGUAAAUACAUUUAUUGACCGCGUUUCUGUAAAUAUUUUGACUCUUUUUCUUUCCUCUCUUUA